This is a messenger RNA of Mustela erminea (ermine), 4905 nucleotides long. RefSeq names its product potassium voltage-gated channel subfamily H member 2 (gene KCNH2). NCBI's taxonomy places the organism in Eukaryota, Metazoa, Chordata, Mammalia, Carnivora, Mustelidae. Gene Ontology annotation, molecular function: inward rectifier potassium channel activity. Gene Ontology annotation, biological process: membrane repolarization during action potential; regulation of heart rate by cardiac conduction; regulation of ventricular cardiac muscle cell membrane repolarization. Gene Ontology annotation, cellular component: membrane. The transcript has 14 exons. Bases 225 to 3815 code for a protein of 1196 amino acids. The record is from RefSeq and is a predicted model, not a curated record.
GGCGGCCGGGCGGCCCGAGCUCAGGCGGCUCCAGGCCCGGCCCGCGGUCAGGAGCCGGGAGCCGAGCGGGGACCCCGCGCCCGCAACCCAGUCCCGGCCCCGCCCGUGCUCUGCUUGGCCGCGGGGUGCGGGGAUCACGGCCGGGCCGGGCCACCCGAAGCCUGUGUUGGGCCGGGCCGGGCCGGGGUGGGUGGGGGCCCGCCCGGCCCGCCCAUGGGCUCAGGAUGCCGGUGCGGAGGGGCCAUGUCGCGCCGCAGAACACCUUCCUGGACACCAUCAUCCGCAAGUUUGAGGGCCAGAGCCGCAAGUUCAUCAUCGCCAACGCUCGGGUGGAGAACUGCGCCGUCAUCUACUGCAACGACGGCUUCUGCGAGCUGUGCGGCUACUCGCGGGCCGAGGUGAUGCAGCGGCCCUGCACCUGCGACUUCCUGCACGGGCCGCGCACGCAGCGCCGCGCGGCCGCGCAGAUCGCGCAGGCCCUGCUGGGCGCGGAGGAGCGCAAAGUGGAGAUCGCCUUCUACCGGAAGGAUGGGAGCUGCUUCCUGUGCCUGGUGGACGUGGUGCCCGUGAAGAAUGAAGAUGGCGCCGUCAUCAUGUUCAUCCUCAACUUCGAGGUGGUGAUGGAAAAGGACAUGGUGGGUUCCCCGGUCCGAGACACCAAUCACCGUGGCCCCCCCAGCAGCUGGCUGGCCCCAGGCCGAGCCAAGACCUUCCGCCUGAAGCUGCCUGCGCUGCUGGCCUUGACCGCUCGGGACUCCUCCGCGCGGCAGGGCGGGGCGGGCAGUACGGGCGCCCCAGGGGCUGUGGUGGUGGACGUGGACUUGACACCGGCGGCGGCGCCUAGCCGCGAGUCACUGGCCCUGGACGAGGUGCCGGCCAUGGACAACCACGUGGCGGGGCUGGGGCCGGCAGAGGAGCGGCGUGCGCUGGUGGGCUCCGGCUCCCCGCCGGCCGGUGCGCCCGAGCCGCACCCGUCUCCCCGGGCUCACAGCCUCAACCCCGACGCGUCGGGCUCCAGCUGCAGCCUGCCCCGGACGCGCUCCCGGGAGAGCUGCGCCAGCGUGCGCCGCGCCUCGUCGGCCGAUGACAUCGAAGCCAUGCGCGCAGGGCUGCCCCCGCCACCGCGCCACGCCAGCACCGGGGCCAUGCACCCCCUGCGCGGAGGCCUGCUUAACUCCACGUCUGAUUCCGACCUCGUGCGCUACCGCACCAUUAGCAAGAUUCCCCAAAUCACCCUCAACUUUGUGGACCUCAAGGGGGACCCUUUCCUGGCUUCGCCCACCAGUGACCGGGAGAUCAUAGCCCCCAAGAUAAAGGAGCGGACCCACAACGUCACCGAGAAGGUCACGCAGGUCCUGUCCCUGGGCGCUGACGUGCUGCCCGAGUACAAGCUGCAGGCGCCGCGGAUCCACCGCUGGACCAUCCUGCACUACAGCCCCUUCAAGGCCGUGUGGGACUGGCUCAUCCUGCUGCUGGUCAUCUACACGGCCGUCUUCACACCCUACUCGGCUGCCUUCCUGCUGAAGGAGACGGAGGAGGGCCCCCAGGCCCCCGACUGUGGCUAUGCCUGCCAGCCCCUGGCCGUGGUGGACUUCAUCGUGGACAUCAUGUUCAUCGUGGACAUCCUCAUCAACUUCCGCACCACCUACGUCAAUGCCAAUGAGGAGGUGGUCAGCCACCCUGGACGCAUCGCCGUCCACUACUUCAAGGGCUGGUUCCUCAUCGACAUGGUGGCCGCCAUCCCCUUUGACCUGCUUAUCUUUGGCUCCGGCUCUGAGGAGCUGAUCGGGCUGCUGAAGACGGCGCGGCUGCUGCGGCUGGUGCGCGUGGCGAGGAAGCUGGACCGCUACUCGGAGUACGGGGCGGCCGUGCUCUUCCUGCUGAUGUGCACCUUUGCGCUCAUCGCGCACUGGCUGGCCUGCAUCUGGUACGCCAUCGGCAACAUGGAGCAGCCCCACAUGGACUCCCGCAUCGGCUGGCUGCACAACUUGGGGGACCAGAUCGGCAAACCCUACAACAGCAGCGGCCUGGGUGGCCCGUCCAUCAAGGACAAGUACGUCACGGCCCUCUACUUCACCUUCAGCAGCCUCACCAGCGUGGGCUUCGGCAACGUGUCCCCCAACACCAACUCCGAGAAGAUCUUCUCUAUCUGUGUCAUGCUCAUUGGCUCCCUCAUGUACGCCAGCAUCUUUGGCAACGUGUCCGCCAUCAUCCAGAGGCUGUACUCGGGCACCGCCCGCUACCACACGCAGAUGCUCCGCGUGCGGGAGUUUAUCCGCUUCCACCAGAUCCCCAACCCCCUGCGCCAGCGGCUGGAGGAGUAUUUCCAGCACGCCUGGUCCUACACCAACGGCAUCGAUAUGAACGCGGUGCUGAAAGGCUUCCCCGAGUGCCUGCAGGCGGACAUCUGUCUGCAUCUGAACCGCUCGCUGCUCCAGCACUGCAAACCUUUCCGAGGGGCCACCAAGGGCUGCCUGAGGGCCCUGGCCAUGAAGUUCAAGACGACACACGCACCGCCAGGGGACACGCUGGUGCACGCCGGGGACCUGCUCACCGCGCUCUACUUCAUCUCCCGGGGCUCCAUUGAGAUCCUCCGGGGCGACGUCGUCGUGGCCAUCCUGGGGAAGAAUGACAUCUUUGGAGAGCCUUUAAACCUGUACGCUCGGCCUGGCAAGUCCAAUGGCGAUGUGCGGGCCCUCACCUACUGCGACCUGCACAAGAUCCACCGGGAUGACCUGCUGGAGGUGCUGGACAUGUACCCUGAGUUCUCUGACCACUUCUGGUCCAGCCUGGAGAUCACCUUCAACCUGCGGGACACCAACAUGAUCCCCGGGUCUCCUGGCAGCGGGGAGCUGGAGGGCGGCUUCAACAGACAGCGCAAGCGCAAGCUGUCCUUCCGCAGGCGCACGGACAAGGACCCGGAACAGCCAGGGGAGGUGUCCGCCUUGGGGCCGGGCCGGGCGGGGGCAGGGCCGAGUAGCCGGGUCCGGCCAGGGGGGCCGUGGGGGGAGAGCCCAUCCAGUGGCCCCUCCAGCCCUGAGAGCAGUGAGGAUGAGGGCCCAGGCCGCAGCUCCAGCCCCCUCCGCCUGGUGCCCUUCUCCAGCCCCAGGCCCCCCGGAGAGCCGCCGGGUGGGGAGCCCCUGACGGAGGACGGUGAGAAGAGCAGUGACACUUGUAACCCGCUGUCAGGGGCCUUCUCAGGAGUGUCCAACAUCUUCAGCUUCUGGGGGGACAGCCGGGGCCGCCAGUACCAGGAACUGCCUCGCUGCCCUGCCCCGACCCCCAGCCUCCUGAACAUCCCCCUCUCCAGCCCCUGUCGGAGGUCCCGGGGCGACGUGGAGAGCAGGCUGGAUGCCCUUCAGAGGCAGCUCCACAGGCUGGAGACCAGGCUGAGCGCAGACAUGGCCACUGUCCUGCAGCUGUUACAGAGACAGAUGACUCUGGUCCCACCUGCCUACAGUGCUGUGACCACCCCCGGGCCCGGUCCCGCCUCCGCCUCCUCCCUGCUGCCUGUGAGCCCCGUCCCUACCCUCACCCUGGACUCGCUUUCUCAGGUAAGUUCCAAGGCCCUCCCCCUGCCCAGGGCACCCCGGCCUCGCCUUCUGCCCCAGUUCCACCCCAGACCCGCUCUGCUGGCUCUGGCUCAGCCCUGGGCCGCGGCUUCCGCCCCCAUUUCUGCCCUCGUCCCCGAUGGCACUCUUGAAGGCAGGCUUCCUCGGGAGCCGUGGGCACAGGUCAAGGCAGGAGAGGCCCCCAAGCCGAAGCCCCCCAAAAGCGGGGCAGAGGAGACCAGCAGGCUGAGAGGAGUCACCUGAAUGACCAGAUCUACUCAAGGCGUCUGUGUCGUGGCCAUGAGGGGUCUCCCGAGGAGGGGGCUGGGUGGACCAGACGCCCUGUGAUGGGGCUGCGUGCCCACAGGGUCCGAGCUCCCUGCCGUGACGGGCGCUGCUCAGUUCUGGCUCCGUGGCCAACCAGUGGCUGUCACGUUGGCUGCCUCGCAGGGCUGUCUGGAGGGCUUUGGCUAAGCCCCAGGGUAGCACUUCUGGCCCGCAUCUCCUCUCUUCUGCCGGAGUGGGCCUCUGUUGCCCUUUGUCCUCUCCUGAGUGGACAUGUGUGUUCCCAGUCUUCUGACAAGACAGCUGUGCCUGGGCCCCAAGAAGGAGGCUCUUCUGGCUCCUAGAGGUCGCCUGGGAUCUGCUCCCCACUUCCUCUGGCAUCUGCUCCCCCUCCCAUAUGCUGCCUGCUCCUGUUUGCAGACACCAGGGCCCACGUCAGCAAACGUGCCAGUCUCCCUUCACGGCCUCCCCCGCGGAGAUCUCCCGGCACACUCAUCAGCAUCCGCAAACCCCUCCCGCCUGCCCUGGCACUCUCCCUGGCCUUCCGAGGCCUGGCCGCCAGCCUGCCUCUGUUUCUAGGUCCCCGAGUUCUUUCUAGAUGGGAGGAAGGAGCCUCAUUUCUUUUUGUCCCAACUCAGGGCCCCGUAUUCGGGGUUGGGUUUGGAGUCAUCUGCUGUGUUCCCCGGGGAAGGGAGUAGCUGCAGCCUGGAGUGCCCCCCUGGGUCACGGAUGGCUCCCUGGGCUCCCAGCUGCGCAGCUGGGCUCUUGGCCGCGGAGAAUGCAUUUCUCUGCGUGCAGCCUUGGCACCUCCGCUUCACGCUCCAGGUGCUGGCCCGUGUGCCUUGGCCCUUCUCCCUGCCCCCCCCCCUUCUGUCCUCCCGUCCUCUGUUCCUGAAUUCGCCUGGUCCUCUCUGCCUCAUCCGCCGUCUCCCUCCUCUGCUCAUGCUGUGUUCUCUGCAGGUUUCCCAGUUCAUGGCGUUCGAGGAGCUCCCCCCGGGGGCCCCAGAGCUCCCCCAAGACGGUCCCCCUCGACGCCUCUCCCUGCCGGGCCAGCUGGGGGCCCUCACCU